UUGACAUACGGCAAGUGAACAUUGACGUGGAGUUUUUUUACGCGAUAGGAAUAUUCAAAGUCUUUUAUUAACAAUAUUACUCUUUUUGAAAGGAAAAAAAUAGAGAUCAUGUCAGGUCUUUAUCCGAGUCUCCAAGAAAAAUUCAAAAGUGAAAGCGUCUGUCCAAUUUGCAUGAUGGAGAUGAAUGCUUCAUCGAAAUACUCAUGUAUGAAUGGACAUAUCAUUUGUCAUCGCUGUAAGCCUUAUUACUUCUCUUGCCCAACAUGUCGAUCAUCACUAAAUGUAGAAGCUCCAUCUCAAGAAUUUAACCACGAAUUUCAUAUGCCACCAGCGAUACACUACAUGCCACAUCCCUAUCCAGUAUAUCCACCCAACUCUAUGCCAUCCGCUCCAUUCAUUGAUAACGAACGUCUUCAAUGGCGACCGCCAAGUCCAACAGAAGACCAACAACUUCUUCCAUGUCAAUAUUCAUACCUCGGCUGCUAUGCUAAUAUACCCGAACACCUUAGAGAUUUACAUGAAUCUAGAUGCCAAUUUCGUCCUUAUCUUGAAGAAGAACAUCUUCCUACUGACCUAAACAAUGAGGAAGGGGCUUUGGAAAACUGUAAAUACAGUGUAGUUGGUUGCAACGUAAGAUUGCCUGAAUGGCGAAAACUUGUGCAUGAAAAUCUCUGCAUUUAUAAAGACCGUCUUGAAGGACUAGAUGACAUUCAACGUAAUUUUGAUUCGUUGAACUUUGAAGAUAGUGAUCCUGAAGAAAUGGUUGAAUGUCAGUUCUACAAAUAUGGUUGCAUGGUAAAAAUGCCAAGACGUAGAAAGCUUAUGCAUCAACAAAAAUGUAACUAUCGAAAGUAUCAAGAGAGUGAGGAUUUUUCUGAUAAUUAUCAACACAAUUCUGAGCCCGAAAUAGAUCCUGAUUCACAAGUCCCUUGCCGUUGGUCGAUUUAUGGAUGUCAAGUACAGCCGCGUUAUUAUAAAAAAAUGUCUCAUGAAGAGAAAUGUAAUUAUCGUAGAGAAACAUGUAGAUUUGCUGAAAAUGGUUGUUCAGAAAUGGUCGAACCAUUCAAAAAACAUCUUCACGAGUCUAAUUGUAGUUACGCAUAAAAAGUUUUAUUUAUAAUUAUGAUAAUGUAUUAACAAUUUAUUUAUAAAGAUGUAUCUUGAAUUUAGAAAUAAAAAAUUACAUCGA
Messenger RNA from Microplitis demolitor, 1189 nucleotides. RefSeq lists its product as uncharacterized. Bases 109 to 1104 code for a protein of 331 amino acids. Gene Ontology annotation, cellular component: cytoplasm. NCBI's taxonomy places the organism in Eukaryota, Metazoa, Arthropoda, Insecta, Hymenoptera, Braconidae. The record is from RefSeq and is a predicted model, not a curated record. The transcript is spliced from 3 exons. Gene Ontology annotation, molecular function: zinc ion binding; ubiquitin protein ligase activity.